UGUGUGCGCGCGCUCGUGUGUGUGCGCGCUCGUGAUCGUGCAUGUGUACAAGUAAGUGGCUUUCGGGUCUCCUUUACGCAUGUUGGAUACGCAUGACGCAUACUGGUGAUUUUUGGCACGCUGUGUUUUGGAGUAACCAAACUGAAUUUCUGAACAGUACAUUUAUAAAUCACUGAGAGUGUGCUGUGGUUGGAUAAAAUCUGAAUUGUCAUGCCAUACCUUCAUUGCCUACAGUUUAUGUGAUGGUAUAAAUCAACAGAGGCAUUUCACACAGCAGCCCCAUGUGGGCAUCAGUGUAUCCAGAUGGUUUCCAUUUUGGGACGCAUACUCAUUCACAAAACACUCCAAGGAAAUGUGGGUUACCACGAGGUGUGCUCACUUCAAAAUCAAACAGCUUCCACAACAAGCUACUUUCUUAUAGUGUGAAUUAAAAUGACGACAGAGCCGAAUUCAGAGUUAGACGGCAAGCCGGAGCAGCAGGGGUCAGGUGCGGCACCGCCCCACACAUCCCCACCCAUCGACGACCAGCUUCCACCUGCAGCUGCCCAUAGCACCCCAGUUAAAAAAGAGCAGAACGGUGCGAGAGAGGUAGGAGGUGCUGCCCAGGGGAAAACCGAUCAGCAGUCAACCGAGGACGAGUCCACCCCCUACAAGUCCACUUCCAGCAAGCUGUCUAGGUCUCCCAUCAAGGUGGCCAAGAAGCCCAAAAACAUGCAGUGCAAAAUCGCGCUUCUUGAUGGCUCAGACUACACCUGUGUGGUAGAAAAACGUGAUAAAGGCCAGGUGAUUUUUGACAAAGUCUGUGAGCAUCUUAACCUUCUGGAGAAGGACUACUUUGGUAUCACAUUCCGUGAUGUAGAAAAUCAAAAGAACUGGUUGGAUCCAGCCAAAGACAUGAAGAAGCAAAUCAGGGGCGUUGCCUGGAAUUUUUCCUUCAAUGUGAAGUUUUAUCCUCCAGACCCUGCUCAGCUCUCUGAGGACAUCACAAGGUAUUACCUAUGUCUGCAGUUGAGAGAUGAUGUAGCGUCGGGCCGCCUGCCUUGCUCCUUUGCCACACACACAGUGCUUGGGUCAUAUACAAUCCAGUCAGAACUUGGAGAUUACGAUCCAGAUGAGUACAGCACCAACUAUGUCAGCGAGUUCCACUUCGCUCCAAACCAAACCAAGGAACUCGAAGAGAAGGUCAUGGAGCUCCACAAGACCUACAAAGGGAUGACGCCAGCUGAGGCUGAAAUGCACUUCCUAGAGAAUGUUAAAAAGCUGUCUAUGUAUGGAGUGGACCUCCAUCAUGCCAAGGAUUCAGAGGGGGUGGAGAUCAUGUUAGGAGUGUGUUCAUCUGGCCUACUCAUCUACCGAGACCGUCUGCGAAUCAACAGGUUUGCUUGGCCCAAAGUCCUCAAGAUCUCCUACAAGAGGAAUAACUUCUACAUCAAAAUUCGACCUGGAGAGUUUGAGCAGUUUGAAAGCACGAUUGGCUUUAAACUCCCCAACCACAGAGCAGCUAAGAGACUCUGGAAGGUUUGUGUGGAGCACCACACCUUUUUCAGGUUGGUAUCUCCUGAAACUCCACCCAAGAAGUUUCUGACUCUUGGUUCCAAGUUCCGCUAUAGUGGCCGAACCCAGGUCCAAACGAGACGGGCCAGUUCACAAAUAGUUCGUCCAGCUCCCUUCUUUGAGCGCUCCACCAGCAAACGCUACAUCAUGUCCCGCAGUCUAGAUGGAGCUCAACGGAGCAUCCCACAAAUCACAGCGACUGUAGUCCCAGGAUCUAAACCACUUAUUGCUAUGAAUGGCACUAAACCAGCAGAGAUGGGCACAGCAUUGUACGGGGCUGCAAAGGGCAUCGCCAUGAGUGACCUCAUCACCACAAUUACACCCGAGAAGAAGGCAGAGGAGAAGAGGUCAGAAGAGGACGAAGUGGUGCUCGUAGAAAAUAUGGUUGUGGAGGAGGAGGACGAGACGACCAAGGCUACAGAAGUAUCCCAGCCAAGUCCACUAUCUCCUGUCCAAUUAGACACAAGGACUGAUUUUACAGACACUGCUAUUGAUGGUGAAUUGACAGCUACUGAGUCGGAUCAGGAAGACGAAUCUGAAAUAAGGAUCCAGCCCAGUUUUAUAAGGAGAAUUAAAGGAGAAAAUGUGUUUAUCAGACAUAGUAAACUGAUGCUGGAGGAGGUGGAUAAAACACCCGAAGAGCUGGUAAAACACCAGACCAACAUUAGUGAGCUGAAAAGGACUUUUCUGGAGGGGGGCACUAAUAAAUCAGGUUUAACAGAGUGGGAGAAGCGUCUCUCCUCAUCCCCCCUGCGAUCCCCCCGGCUGGACGAGGCUCCUAUGAUUGAACCCCUAGUGCCUGAGGAUACCAAAGAGGAUUCAGUAGCAGUGGCUGAGAAGGUGGAGAUUGAUAGAGGUACAGAACAACUGGACAGCCAGGAUGACAAGAGAGAUGAUGUGGAGUCUGAUGGUUGGGUAAUUAUAAACAAGGUUCCACCUAAGGUAUCUGAAAAGAAAAACAUAGUCAGCUACAAAGUAGUGGGCAUUACUAACGCUGUUACUGCUGACGAGGCUUUGGGAGACGUAGCUCUCAAAAAGGCAUCAGCCAUACAACAGGAAGUACGUGAAAAGGCUUUCGCGCUCGGCAAGUCCUAUGACACAACUACAGGGAAGAUCGUGACCAACGCAAAAGAUGAUUUUCCUUCUCCGACAGUAGUGAAGAAGUUCUCAGAUCAAAGUAGCACCACAACUGUGAAGAUCAUACCGGUCUCCACUGAGAAGCAUGACCCUGCAAUCCUGACAGACACAGAAGGCAUAACAGAACCAGUGAUCACAGUUAAGGAAGCAAGCACCCCUUCUCCCUCUGAGACUACAGGUGUUGUGAAAAAGGUGGUGGAAACUGAAGAGGUGAAAAAGGCUGAGGUGAAGCUGCUUACAGAUUCCUCAGUGAUGGAGGCAAUCACCCCUACACCCAGAUCACCUCUAAGGUCCCCUCUUAGAUCUCCACUCAAAUCUCCAUCGAAAUCAGUGGAAUUGGUUGUGAGCCCCAGUCCAGGCCCAAUUGUAAUCAAAACAUCUCCAACAGCCAGAGUGCCUAAGCCCACAUUUGAAGAGAUGUCCCCGGAGCUCACUGCUCUGUUAAAGUCUGCUCAUGAACAUAUCAGCACCUGGUCCUCCUCCUCUACAACUACUGGGCAAACCCUGGCCAUCCUUAAGACAUCUACCGGAUCUGAGAGGACUCAACAGCUAGCAGAUACACAGAAGCUUCCAGAAAAAGACCAGCCAAGGGAAGAGGAACAAGCAGAUGAACCACAGCAGUAUACCGUAUCGAAAAAGUCACAGGUUUCAUCACUGCUCCAAACAGGGGUCAUAACAUUUAGCAGUGCGUUGUCAGGUGAGACGGAGAGACUGGAGUCACAGGAAAUGCCAGUGGUCCAUACGGAAAUGAAGACCAUAACAUAUGAGGCUCUAAAGGGUGAUACAGAAGGUGACACAGAGCCAGGGAUUCUGAUGAGUGCUCAGACCAUCACCUCUGAAACUACCAGUACAACCACCACCACACAUAUCACUAAGACUGUGAAGGGAAGUGUUUCAGAAACCCGGAUUGAGAAACGUAUUGUCAUCUCAGGGGAUGCAGACAUCGACCAUGAUGAGGCCCUGGCUCAGGCCAUUAAAGAAGCCAAAGAGCAGCACCCCGACAUGUCAGUGACCAAAGUAGUGGUCCACAAAGAGACUGAAAUCACACCAGAAGAUGGCGAAGAGUGAUGCAGGAUUAGUAUGUCUUCAUAUUUUUCUCACCUACACCAUGGGAAUUAAAGGACAUUUUGGAGAUGCUGCCAAAGGAAACAGCACUACAGACACAUCAAUGGAUAUAACUUCAUCUGAGUACUUCUGGAGUCACCUUCUAACAAACACAUGCUCACGCUGACCUGCAACACUUGCUUACAGAUCUCCUGGCUAGCCUGGUCCAGCACUGGUCAACGGCACUGCAUGACACGGGAUCAACACCUUUUCUAUAAAGAAAAUAAACGCUAAAUAAAAUGUAGGAAAUGCUCAAUGACCGCAGUGUAAAUUUCAGUCUCCUCUCCACACUCCUACUGAAGGAGAAAAGAAAGUAUGUGGCCAGAAUUUUGAAAAUAGUACUGAUAUUAUGACCUACAUUUUAUUUAUUAGAAUACUUCUCGAUACAAGAAGAUAAGACUAAUAAUAAUAAUAAUAAUAAUAGACUGCAUCUGUAUGAGCUCCAGUAUUUAAUCAUGCAAUAGGUGUGUCAUUGAGUUCAGUCACCAUGUCCUGUUCCAGCCACCUCGACCCCUUCUCUGACAUGUUCAUGCUGAAUGUAUGUGUGAGUCACAAUAUGAAUGAUGUACACUUGCUUUACAAACAAUGCAUAUUAGAAAAAAACGUUUUUACAAGAUAUAUGGCAUUUUUUUUAUGUUUUUCCUUCAUUUUACUCAAUGAAAUUUCCAAAUUUUCAGUGAAAUGAAUGCACUGUGACCGUUUGUCACUGACUCCUUGCUACCAAUGAUGGCUUUGCAAGGUGACAUCUGCCCCAGUCUCUCUUUUUAAGUCAUUUCCCAAAAAUGUCAUUUUGCCCCAGGUGGCAUAACUGAGCCUUAAAUUGUACAAACUGAACAGAGAAUCAGAAACAUCACAACUGAUGUGGUUUUUAAUCUUUCUAUUUCUGUUUCCUCUUUGUCUUCUUUUUCUCAUUAUUACUAUGAUUAUUAUAAUUAUAUUUGUUGUUGUUAGCCUGUGUGUGUCCAAAAUUAUCAUGCUGCCAUGUGCUGCACUUCACGUUGAAUGUGUUUACCACAAAAGCUCAAUAAAAAUGUUUAAAAUGUU
Messenger RNA from Tachysurus vachellii, 4839 nucleotides. It is a transcript of the gene epb41l3a, whose product is annotated as erythrocyte membrane protein band 4.1-like 3a. The transcript has 27 exons. The record is from RefSeq and is a predicted model, not a curated record. The coding region runs from base 433 to 3759 and encodes 1108 amino acids. Gene Ontology annotation, biological process: cortical actin cytoskeleton organization. NCBI's taxonomy places the organism in Eukaryota, Metazoa, Chordata, Actinopteri, Siluriformes, Bagridae. Gene Ontology annotation, molecular function: structural molecule activity; actin binding. Gene Ontology annotation, cellular component: cytoskeleton; plasma membrane.